AUGCACUGCAUUGCUUAUCACUGCGCAGGCUCAGUAUGUUCCCGCGUGGCCACGGUCGAGAGCAUGCGCAGUGGGAGCGACCCUGGGAAGUCGCUGUUCUUUUCGGCUCCACAAAAGCAUCUCAGAAGAGGAUUUGCAGAUCGGAAACACAAACCAAAUGAUCUAAGCAUGCCUUUUUGUUCAUUCAGCACUGAAUAUUAUCGGCCUUUAAAGGAUAUUAGAAGGAGAAGAUUUUCAAACGCACCAUCACACCAGGAUCUGAUGGAGUCGCUCAUUUUAUCACAAAUGGAACAUGAUCAGAUUUUAAACCUGGAAGGAAAAAGCUCCAUUCACACUGGAGAGAAACUGUAUAGGUGUUGUGUGUGUGGACAAGGCUUCAGCGAAUCAUCAGACCUCACAAACCACAAAUGCAGUCACACUGGGGUGAAACUGUGGAAAUGUGGGGAUUGUGGGGAGGAAUUCACUUCCGCAUCUGAGCUGGAAACUCAUCGACGCAGUCACACCAGUAACAAGCCAUUUACCUGCUCAGUGUGUAGGGAGGGAUUCACUCAGUCAUCUAGCCUGCUGGAACGCCAGCUCAUUCACACUGACAAGAGACCAUUUCAAAGCCCAGACUGUGGAAAAUGCUUCAGAACAUCCCGGAACCUGAUGUCCCAUCAACUAGCUCGCAUUAAUGAGAGACCUUUUAAAUGCCAAGACUGUGGAAAAU
Rhincodon typus (whale shark) is the source of this 709-nucleotide messenger RNA. RefSeq names its product putative zinc finger protein 876. The transcript has 3 exons. NCBI's taxonomy places the organism in Eukaryota, Metazoa, Chordata, Chondrichthyes, Orectolobiformes, Rhincodontidae. The annotation marks the transcript as partial. The record is from RefSeq and is a predicted model, not a curated record.